AUGUGGCUCCAACUGAAAAGUCCUCAAGUGCGAAAAAAUACGUUGGAGCGAAGAAUAGUCGAAAGUCUUUGGUUUCCACCAACCAAAAAGGUGCUUCAGCCACUUCGACUCCCGUCGCCAAACGCGACACUGGUAAAUCAAAAAACCAUUCAUCUUCUUCGAUGUCAGAUCCGGAUUUUAAAUGAUACGAUUAUGCUGUUGUAUUCUGCUAGAGCGUUCUUUCUGACCUUCUUUGCACUAUCUCCUUUAUCUUUAAGAACCUUGCCCUUUUCAAUUUCUUUACAAAUUUUUGCGCCCAAAAAUCAAACAACAUCUGUUCAACGUAUCAAUUAUCACUUGUUUUUUUACAAUUUUUUUUGUUCCAACCAAAUUUCAGCCAACAAAUCUCAUUUAUCACUUUCAGCCGUUCUUUCUGAUUUGAUAAUAAAAAAUAACACCCGUCGUUGGAGUUGCGACGGCUACAAGGAAGAGUUCAAAACUUCCAAACUACACAUUCUGGUAAUCCCCACAGAAUACACAAAAUACCAAUUCAAACAAGACAACCUGGAUCCAUUCAUCAAAUUCAUUCCAACUGUUUUAUAUCCGAUUCUCACAAUUGCAUUGUUAUUCCAAUUAAGAUCAAUUAAGAAAAAACGAGAGAAUGUUCAGAAGAAUUCAUUAAGUGAUCGAUCGGAUAAAACAACGAAAUUGAUAUUAGCAAUGACGAUUUGUUUGAUGUUAUCUGAGGGAUUAUCUGGUUUAGUUGGGUUAUUACUGAAAAUUCAGGCGGAGAAGUUUUCCGAUCCAGAGGCAGUGGUUACGGUAGCAGAUGAGGAAUGGAUAGCUCUUCUGGAAACCCUCUCCUACAUCUGUAAGAACCUUGUCACUUUCAACGCUUCCACCCAUCCAUUUUUCUGUUUCAUCAUGUCCUCACAGUAUCGGGAUACUGUAAAAGCAAUGUUUUGUAAACCCAAAAAGAAGAAUUCUCAGGUAAAAACCCAUUUAAAGUCAAUUUUAAAGGAAUUUCCAGACUAUAAAAGUCAGCUCAGCCAGUACUGCUAA
This is a messenger RNA of Caenorhabditis briggsae, 1041 nucleotides long. The transcript has 6 exons. The coding region runs from base 1 to 1041 and encodes 346 amino acids. The record is from RefSeq and is a predicted model, not a curated record. Gene Ontology annotation, molecular function: G protein-coupled peptide receptor activity. Lineage: Eukaryota; Metazoa; Nematoda; Chromadorea; Rhabditida; Rhabditidae.